AUGCCAGUCGACACGCUCGUUUCUUCUUUAUUUUCAUCAAAUCCGUACUUUUCCGCCGGGGUUGGAGUUCUUGGUGUAGGUGCAGGCCUAGCUGUCCUUCGUCAAGGAAUUACUCGGGGAGCUGGUGUAGCACGCCGACUGUUACUGGUUUCUCUUGAAAUUCCUUCAAAGGACAAGUCUUAUACGUGGUUUUUGCACUGGAUGUCUAAGCAGUCUGCAAAGAAGACACAUGAACUCGCGGUUGAAACAAAUUUUGUGCAACACGACAACGGGAGUAUUAGCACAAAUUUCAGUUUGGUACCAGGUCCCGGAAAACAUUAUUUCAAAUGGAAGGGCGUUUGGUUAAAGGUCGAACGUGCACGAGACGGAAAAAUGAUAGAUUUGUCUACUGGUAGCCCAUGGGAGACUGUCACCCUUACAACCCUAAGUCGUGACCGCCAUAUAUUUGCGGACCUAUUAAGUGAAGCUCAUAAACUUGCUUUGGCUUCACAAGAAGGGAAAACUGUAAUUUAUACUAGCUGGGGACCUGAUUGGAGACCUUUCGGCUUACCUAGGAAACGAAGAAUGUUAGAUUCUGUGAUAUUGGAUCAAGGGGUUAAGGAGCAUAUAACGAAAGAUGUCGAAGAUUUUAUAAACAAUGGACGGUGGUACAAUGAACGAGGAAUACCUUAUCGUCGCGGAUACUUGUUAUAUGGCCCUCCGGGAAGUGGAAAAAGUAGUUUUAUACAAGCACUUGCGGGAGAGUUACAGUACAAUAUUUGCAUUCUAAAUCUAAGUGAACGUGGUUUAACGGAUGAUCGUCUAAACCAUUUAUUGAGUAAUGCCCCAGAACGUAGUAUAAUUUUGUUGGAGGAUAUAGAUGCAGCCUUCACAACAAAGAGGCAAUCUUCAGAUGAGCAAGGCUAUCAUUCGAUGGUUACAUUCAGUGGAUUGUUGAAUGCUUUAGAUGGAGUUGCUGCAUCUGAAGAGCGAAUUAUAUUUAUGACAACUAAUCAUGUGGAUCGACUUGAUCAAGCAUUAAUACGUCCCGGUCGAGUAGAUUUCAAGGAACACCUUGGUGUCGCCAGUGAAUAUCAAAUUCGUACUAUGUUCUUGAGGUUUUAUGAAGGGCAGACCGAGUUGGCUGAAAAAUUUGUGCAAAGAGUUAAAGGUAAAGGAGUGAGUACGGCACAAUUGCAAGGGCAUUUUGUUUUUUACAAAGGAGAUCCGGAGGCUGCACUUCGACAUUCAGAUUCAGUAACUUAG
Acaulospora morrowiae is the source of this 1245-nucleotide messenger RNA. NCBI's taxonomy places the organism in Eukaryota, Fungi, Glomeromycota, Glomeromycetes, Diversisporales, Acaulosporaceae. The record is from the annotation of a GenBank genome assembly.